AUGUCUCUGCAAAAGAAAAUCAAAAUUCAAGAAAUACCGCAUAAGCCCCAACAAAGCCAAUCAAUUAACAGGAAAAUUCCGUUGCAUCGUAAUUCUUAUUCAGGCGCAAGUUUAGACUUAAACAUGAAAAAAACUCCGGCUUCUAUACGAAUAAAAAAAUCUAAGCCUCUCCAAUUAAAUGCUCUAGAAAGGCUGACUUUUAGUUCAGCCCUUUCUAACCAUAAAAAUUUCAAUCUGAUUAAGCAGUUUAAAACGGUUGAUUUGAGAACUGAUUACCCAGAAUUUGAAUUAUUAGGCAAAAAUAACAAGUCGGCAUCAAAAAAAACGCUACUUAUAAGAAAUAAAAUUAUUUCGCCAAGAUUUAGCGCUCCGAGCUCGCCUUCGAAUAAGGCUACUACUAAUACAGAUUCAAAAUUUUGGCCUAUUUAAUAGAAGUUUCUACCAAAAAAGAUAAAUGAUAUAAAAAAUGCAUUAUUAGAAUAAUAAAUGAUGGCUAGAGUAAGAGAAAAUGGGGUUUGCAAGACUGAUUUGAAGAGAUUGAAAACGAUGAAGAAAAAAAGACUAAAAAACUGCUGCAUGAGCUUGAUGUAUUUUUUCACUAA
This is a messenger RNA of Blepharisma stoltei, 602 nucleotides long. The record is from the annotation of a GenBank genome assembly. NCBI's taxonomy places the organism in Eukaryota, Ciliophora, Heterotrichea, Heterotrichida, Blepharismidae.